AUGCGUAUCGCCUUCGUGUCGCUGCCGCUACAGUAUGAGAUCCGGCAUAUCGCAACCCUCAUGGAAAAUGUGUUCGUCGUACUUGGCGACGGAGGACUCUAUUCAUUCCACCGAUACGACCAACGCCGUAUCGAAAAUAAGCAUUCGUCGGCUGUGUUGGGCAUUGAAAUCGUCGAUGGCCAUCUUGUGACCUUCAGCAGCAAGGAAGUGAUCACGUACGAACUGGUGAAGCCGAACCAAACUCCCGCAGUGGGCAAAGGUGCCCGCCACGGGGGUGUGAGACGACCGUCAAUUGAACAUACGAGUGGCACUACGACUGAUGGAAAGGAUGAAGCCGUAGGGAAUAGCACCGCAAGUAGUGCUGAUGGCGCUGGUAAUAAGGGUGGUGAGAACAAAAGCCAGCAAUGGAUACCUUGCAAGACGAUACCGAUGCCGGAUGGGAUAUCCCUCGAAAUGCUUAUUCCACUGGUCGGAUUUAAGAAUAAGGUGUUGUUAGCGUCUAGCAACGGCCAGGUGCAUCUUUGUAACGUUUCCACGGGGAGUCUUAUAUACACGUUCCGAUUCCCCGACCCGGUGCUGCUGCACCAAGUUAAGGAGGGUGGGCAGGGAGUCACGUCAAUGGUCCAAUCAAUGCUGAAGUCAAACGCUAUUGUCGCGGUGGCGUACCGUAGCGGUGAGGUGGUUGUAGUGGACAUUAAGAGUGACCAGUCUCUGGGCACAUUCCGGCUGUCUAAGCAGCAGCAAUAUGCGACGUCAAUGGUGUUCGUCUACGACGCCAUGGGCAUGAUGCAACGUGGCGAGAAAAGUGCCAUUGCUAGAGAAGCGUUGCUUGUGGGUGCCGCAAACGGUGACAUUGUGAUUUUCGACCUGACGGAAUUCAGGACCUUCGGCGUGGUUGAGCAUGCUCAUGCCGGGCCGGUGCGACACAUAAUGUACGUCGAAAACGCCAACCAUAUAAUCACUUCCGGUACCGACAACGCGUUGGUGCUGUGGGCUAUGGACUCCGACAAGCACCUUCUUAGAGAACUCAAGAACCGUCGAGGUCUCAUCGGCGAAAUAGGGCUGAUGAAGACGUACGACGCUGACGAGCUUGACUUGCUGGUGUGCAGCAGCGCUGAUGGCGUAGGAUACCUGGGAAAGGCGUCGACCAUCCAGCAGUUACGCUGCAGCACGUUCUCCACCAGCGCUUCGAAGCAUAAACUGAGGCCGAUCACCGCAAUCGCAACGUGCUACCAGAGGCACUACGACUGGCCUAACAUCGCAACAUGCCACCAAAACACAACGGCGGUGCAUAUUUGGAGUGGACAUCGUCGUGCCCUGGUGGAGGCUGUGUUGCGGGCGCCGAAUGUAUCGGUACCCGCAACGGCAGUGUGCAUCAGCAGCUGUGGAAACUACGUCGCAGUGGGAUACGACAAUGGAUGCAUGCACCUAUUCAACCUACAGAGCACAAACCAUGAGGACGAAUUCGUCGUUAAAGCGAACGGCGCCCGUUCGCAAGCGCACCCAGCACGCGUGAUAAUGCUAUCGCUGCUUGGAGGCACGCAACUGGUUUCAGUAUCGAACUCCAGCGAGGAUCGCUCCAUCCGAGUGUGGGAUAUAAGCACAGUCACCCUUAAGAGCACCUACGACCCUGAGAUACCCAAAGGAGCCCAUAUCUACCUUGCUGUCUGUGGGAGCUUGCUGACGGCGCUGGCGUGCUCCGACGGCGUCAUCUACCUGGUUGACGUCAUCGGCAAGAUGGUGAUCCGCACCAUUCCGUAUGGAAAGGUGACCUCUAUGUCAUUCCACCCGAACGGCAGCUGGUUCGUUGCAAAUGCAAGCGAUUCUACCAUGCUGAUUUAUGACAUUUUGGCGGCAUGCUACGUGGAGUACGCCAAGUUUACCGGUAGCGUCCUGGCGGUGAACAUCGACUCUUCCGGCGCCUUCCUGAACGUGGCGGUGGACAACGCGCCAGGGAUGAUUCUCCGGUACGCCAACAAGCACGUCUUCGAAAUCAACGCCAAAACUAUGCUGUACAAGGAUUUGGCGUCGGAGCCCGUGUUGCUCCAGUUGCCGUGCGUAAUCAACGACGAGUCGGAUGCUGAGACCGGCAGAGACGCCAGCAUACCAGAGGGAUCGGACGCUGGAGAUGUGGAGAUGCAAGUGGAAUACCGCUCAUCAAGAGAGCCUUUGGCUAAAGGCUUGCUGACGCUGUCCGGGAUGAAUUCGGGGCGCCUGCAGAGCAUCCUAUUUUUGGAUGAAAUCAAGGAGAAGAGCAAGCCUAUAGAGCCUCCCAAAGCCCCUGCGGACUUGCCCUUCUUCUUGCCAACGACUUACAAGGACGGGCAGCUGGUGUUUGUGGAGCCCACAGAAAGCGGCACGCUCGACGAGCAGACGUCUAGUACCAGAAAAAAGAUUGUGCGCUCGUCAGAAGCACUUCCAGACUUUGAGAAACUGGUUCUGGCAAAGGUAGAAGUGCCAAAGAAGUAUGAAGACAUGAUGACCUUCUUGCUGGCGCAGUCGCCUUCCGGGGUGCACCUCGCACUGUCUAUGAUGAGCGUUGAGCGUAAAGAGGAAGCACUGAAGACCAUGCUUAAGUUUUUCGAGUACUACCAGUCCAGCCGCAAGCACUCCGAUGCCUUGCAGGUGUUGUUGCACGUAUUCCUGCGCUAUCACGGCGAACACCUGAGCACCCUCAGUGGCGGAGAAUCGUGCAACGCGCUGGCGCGCCUGGGAACUUCCCUGAAGGAGGACAGUCUGGCGUUGCAGCGGCACUUCGAACGCAUUUCGUGCUUCAUCAAGUUCCUGACCCAUCUCCAGAUGGAGUGA
Messenger RNA from Babesia ovata, 2808 nucleotides. RefSeq names its product WD G-beta repeat-containing protein. NCBI's taxonomy places the organism in Eukaryota, Apicomplexa, Aconoidasida, Piroplasmida, Babesiidae. The transcript has 6 exons. Gene Ontology annotation, biological process: rRNA processing. Gene Ontology annotation, molecular function: protein binding. Gene Ontology annotation, cellular component: small-subunit processome; Pwp2p-containing subcomplex of 90S preribosome. The record is from RefSeq and is a predicted model, not a curated record. The coding region runs from base 1 to 2808 and encodes 935 amino acids.